This is a messenger RNA of Trichoplax adhaerens, 1485 nucleotides long. RefSeq lists its product as uncharacterized. The transcript has a single exon. NCBI's taxonomy places the organism in Eukaryota, Metazoa, Placozoa, Uniplacotomia, Trichoplacea, Trichoplacidae. The record is from RefSeq and is a predicted model, not a curated record. Gene Ontology annotation, molecular function: iron ion binding; heme binding; steroid hydroxylase activity. Bases 1 to 1485 code for a protein of 494 amino acids.
AUGGCGUGGUCAUCGAUUUUAUUCGUCCAAAUUAUUUUGGUCUGCAUAGUGAGCAGUGGCUUUCUCUUAUGCUACAAGCUUUUCAUUAUUCCCUACGUAAAAAUGAAGAAGAUGAAUUUAAAGGGUCCACCAUUCAAGCCUUUAAUCGGUAAUCUACUCGAUUAUGGCAUCACAAAACAACAUAUUGCUCAAAUUAAGUUACGCGAAAAAUACGGUGACAUCUAUGGCACACAGUUUUUUCAAAUACCCACUAUUUGGAUAGGUGAUCCUGACAUCUUAAAGAUGGUUAUGGUUAAAGAAUUUUCAAACUUUCCUAAUCGAUAUUCCUUUGCUAAAGCAUUAAAUCCACUAGACAAAGGUUUGCCUGAACUAAAAGAUCAGUCCUGGCACCGUAUACGAAACGUUGUUCUUCCCACCUUUAGCUCGUCAAAACUGAAAUUAAUUUAUCCUUACAUCUGCGAGAUGGGAAAUCACUUGGUUGAGAGUUUAAUUAGUAACGCUGAUGGUAAUGGUCGGGCCAUAGAAUUUUGUCAACCUUGUUCCAAAUUCACGAUAGAAAUUAUUUUAGCUACAGCCUUCGGAAUCGAAAUUGACAAUCUUGCGGAGAAAGAAAAGCUAACAAGAGCAACUAAUAUUGUGUUUGGCAGUCAACCAAGUGCUUUAUUUUUACUUCUCUUUACAUCAGUUCGGCUAUUCAAGAUGAUUGAGCCUAUCUUCGGAGAGGGCUUAGCAUCCCUUGAAUAUAUUACCAAAGUAACUACUAAGAUUAUCAAACAACGAAGAAGAAAUAUGGAAGCUGGUAUUGAGUGUCGCAAAGAUUUCUUACAGCAAAUCAUUGAAGCAGGGGAUCAGGACAAGCUUAAUGAUGAUGAAAUUGUAGGUCAAGCUUUCAUAUUUCUCACAGCUGGCUUUCACACUAUUUCCAAUACGUUAUCGUUUGCUUGCUAUCUGUUAGCUACAAACCCUGAUAAGCAGCAAAAAUUAUACCAAGAAAUUGAAUCAAUAUUCUCAGCAGAUCAAGACAUCGAUUAUGAUACUUUAUUUGAGCUCUCUUAUUUAAAUAUGGUCGUUUUAGAGACAAUGAGAAUUUAUCCUGCUGGAUUUUUUAUUAAUCGUGAUAUUAAAGAAGAUAAGACAAUUAAUGGUAUUCAUUUCGCUAAAGGUGCCAUGCUAGCAGUACCAAUUUAUGCAAUACAUCACAAUCCUAAAUUAUGGCCUGAUCCAGAUAAAUUUAUUCCGGAACGAUUUACAGAGGAAGAAAAAGUUAAACGUCAUCCAUUCAGUUAUAUACCGUUUGGAGACGGUCCACGUAAUUGCAUUGGGAUGCGCUUAGCAUUACUAGAAGUGAAAUUAGCUGUAGCGAAAAUUGUACAAAAAAUGGAAUUACUUACAACUGAAAAAACUGAAAUCCCGCUUGAAAUGGAAACUGGGACAAAUCUCACUGCACCUAAUGGCAUCUAUUUAGCCGUUCGAAAAAGACACUAA